GAAGACGCUCUAUUUGCUUAUUUACACUGCAGUACCCACGUUGUGUUCAGUAAACCGAUAAACAGAUGCAUUUUUACUCCCGCAGAUGUGAAUAUCUGACCGGUGGCCGAUGUCGGAGUUAACCUCGCUAAGGGAUCGUCUUUAAAGAGGCGCUAGGAAAUAAGCGUCGAGUCCACUGGAAAGAUGGUUGCCGUAGACAACAGCCAUGCUCAGCGUGUCCUGUCCUGCCUGAACCAGCAGAGGGCAGUAGGGAAGUUCUGCGAUGCCGUGCUGAAUUUGGGCAACGGGUUUCUCUACCUGGCUCACCGCAACAUCCUGUCCUGCUUCAGUGAACUGUCAGAGCUGUCCAGCACCAGUGGCGCUCCGCACACCGAGUUCUUCCUGCAAAGUUGCCCCAGCGACGGCCUGGAGCUGGUCCUGAACUUCAUCUACACCGGAGAGCUGAGGCUGGAAGAGGACAACCUGCAGAAGGUGCAGCAAGCAGCAGCCAGCCUGUGCGUGCCUGAAGCUCUCGCUCUCUGUCAGCAGUUCCUGCACUCCUCUGUGGAGUUGCCGCCUGCGAAGACGAAACGAGGCGGAUCCAGAAAGGCCCCGUCAAUGGGGAUCAAGGAGGAGAACCUGCUCCCAGCCCCAGCAGGUGAGUCUGCAGAAGCUGCUGUAGCUCCCACCACCACACGCUCCGGUCGGGUAGUGAAGGGCCCCAAGUGGCUGACGACCGCCGAGGAGAGCUCCACAUCUGACUGCAGGAGGAUGGUGCUCAAUCCUGAAGAGAGACAAACCACUGAGGAACAUCUGGUAGCUGAACAGCUUGCUGCUGACUCUCAGGUAGCAGAGCUGCAGAUGGACACACAAUACUGUGGUUUGAGCCCCAUAACAGGUGACGAAGAGGAAAAUGAGGAAGAUGAUGAAGCUGCAGUCAAUCUUGACACAGAUGACGAGUAUUUACCUGCUGGUGAGCAUAGUUCUACAGGAACGCCUGCAUCGACAGAACCGAAGGCCCAGAGUAAUGCUGCAGAGAACGUCUCCAACAAAGACUCGGGUCAGUGUCCCAUCUGCUACAAAUCCUUCAAGAGCAAAUACUACCUCAAAGUCCACAACAGGCGGCACACUGGAGAGAGACCCUUUGGGUGCCUCAAGUGUGGGAAGAGGUACUUUAGGAAGGAUAAUCUUAUGUUUCACCAGAGCAGAGAUUGCACCCAAGUUCUGACCUGUUCCAUAUGCCCUUCAAAGUUCAACACCAAGGAAGAGCUGCGGGUGCAUGGGGUCACACACACAGGAGAGAUGCCCCACAAGUGUUCCACUUGCAGCGAGCAGUUUAUGUACAAGAGGAACUUGACAAUGCACAUGAUGAAGGCCCACGGUCAUCCCAAACCACAUGCAUGUCCACAGUGCCCCAAAACCUUCCUAACCAGGACUGAGCUGCGUGUGCACGAAUCGACUAAACAUCGAGGUGAAAAACCAUUUGUGUGUGAGGAGUGUGGCCAUCGGGCGUCCAGUCGAAACGGCCUGAUGAUGCACAUUAAAGCCAUCCACAGAAACGAGCGUCCCUUUGUUUGUAGCAUAUGUGGCCACGCAUUCUCUCAGAAAAACAACCUCAACUUGCAUCUGCGUGUGCACAACGAUGAGAGGCCUUACCAGUGUCACCUCUGUGGGAAAACCUUCAGGACACAAGCCACUGUGGACAGGCACAGCCGGACGCACACGGGCGAGCGUCCCUACAGCUGUGACGUCUGCGAGCUGCGUUUCACAGAGAAGGGCGCCCUCCUUCGACACAAGACCAGCAAGCACGAGGAGGGCCGACCCCACAGCUGUUACAUCUGUAACAAAACAUUCAAAGCAAGGGGACAAUUGCACGUCCAUCUGUGCCGCCACAAAGGCAUGAGGAAGUUUGAGUGCAUCGACUGCGGCUACAAGUUUACCCGACAGGCACACCUGCGACGACACAUCCUCAUCCACAAACGCACAGAGAACUACAACCCACGGCAGAGGAAGCUGAGGAACGUCAUUGUGCAGGAGGUCUGUGGAGAUCCCAACAAGGACAAAGCCACUCAAUCUGUGGAGGCUCAACAGACCAGAGAUCAUACCCAAGAGUCCACCCUUGGAUCUGAGCCCACGACCCCACAGCUAGACUCUCCCUUGGGCCUCGACCCCAGCAGCAUCGUCACGGUGGACAUUGAGUCUAGAGACACGGCGUUGAAGGAGGCAGCGACCAAUCAGAACGGGGAGCAUGGCAAAGAAGCAGAGAGUUCCUCCGAGUCUGAAUCAUUUUAGACGGGUCAGCUGGUCGUGGGGGUCA
Molecule: messenger RNA, 2296 nt
Organism: Nematolebias whitei (Rio pearlfish)
Lineage: Eukaryota; Metazoa; Chordata; Actinopteri; Cyprinodontiformes; Rivulidae
Gene: zbtb48
Product: zinc finger and BTB domain containing 48
Exons: 12
Coding region: 184-2271 (695 amino acids)
Molecular function (GO): protein binding
Source: RefSeq, a predicted model, not a curated record